Fraxinus pennsylvanica is the source of this 1254-nucleotide messenger RNA. The record is from the annotation of a GenBank genome assembly. NCBI's taxonomy places the organism in Eukaryota, Viridiplantae, Streptophyta, Magnoliopsida, Lamiales, Oleaceae.
AUGGAUAAAGGUAAGUCUCCAAAUCAUGGUAAUGGAAGUUUACUGCCUCCAUUGGGAAGGUACUCUGCUUUUACACCACCUAUUAGUAGUUAUAAUGGGAAAUCAGAGCAAUCUGGUUUAUCAAAUUUGCCUCCCUUAGGACCAGGCAGUUCAUCAGAGUUGGGUCAUUUCGGUCAUGGGAUGUCUUCGGAUUCGAGCAGAUUUAGUCACGAUGUUAGUCGAAUGCCUGACAAUCCACCUAAGAAUUUAGGUCACCGGCGUGCUCACUCGGAGAUUCUUACCCUUCCCGAUGAUAUUAACUUUGAUAGUGAUCUAGGUGUUGUGGGCGGAUUGGAUGGGCCCACAUUUUCAGAUGAGACUGAAGAGGACUUGCUGCUGUCAAUGUAUCUUGACAUGGAUAAGCUCAAUUCUUCAUCUGCAACUUCUUCAUUUCAAAUGGACGAAUCGUCGUCAUCUAUUCCAGCAUCAGCACGGGUCAACCCUUCAGCUGAUAGUGUGGCUGCAGCUUUAAGCGAGAAGCCAAGAGUAAGACAUCAGCAUAGCCAAUCCAUGGAUGGGUCAACUACAAUCAAACCUGAGAUGCUCUUGUCGGGUUCGGAAGAACCCUCUUCAGUUGAGUCUAAGAAAGCCAUGUCUGCCGCUAAACUUGCUGAGCUUGCUCUCAUUGAUCCAAAGCGUGCAAAGAGGAUUUGGGCUAAUCGGCAGUCAGCCGCAAGAUCGAAGGAAAGAAAGAUGAGGUAUAUAGCUGAGCUUGAAAGGAAAAUCCAGGCUAUGCAAGCAGAAGCUAUGUCCUUGUCUGCGCAGUUGACUGUGUUGCAGAGAGGUACAAAUGACCUUACUGCUGAAAACAGUGAACUCAAAUUGCAGCUGCAAGCAAUGGAACAACAACUGAACUUGCAAGAAGCAAUGAAUGAAGCUACAAAGGAAGAGAUCCAGCAUUUGAAAGUGUUGACGGGUCAAGCAAUUCCAAAUGGUGGACCUAUGAUGAAUUUUCCAGCAUCUUAUGGGGCCAAGCAGCAACGUUAUCCUAACAACCAUGCUAUGAAUGCAUUGUUAACUGCUCAACAAUUUCAACAGCUCCAAAUAAAUUCACAGUUUCAGCAGCAUCAACUGCACCAGUUGCAGCAGCAACGAGCUUCAUUGCAGCAACAAGAACAGCAGCUACAACAUGCUUUGGACUUGAAACGGAGUACUUCUCUGCCAACUCCCACUGAAAAAGAGAAUACUACUGCAGACACACCAUCAAAGAAUUAG